Molecule: messenger RNA, 711 nt
Organism: Pundamilia nyererei
Lineage: Eukaryota; Metazoa; Chordata; Actinopteri; Cichliformes; Cichlidae
Source: RefSeq, a predicted model, not a curated record
AUGUGCAUCGUUACAGGUCGAACAUAUGGAAGUUAUAUCAACCAGGCCUCCAUGCUUUGGAAAAACCAGGGUGAAGAUGCAACUCUAAACUGCAGCCAUAUCAUGACAAUAGAGUUUUACCAGAUGUACUGGUACAGACAGCUGCCUGGAGAACCAAUGAAACAAAUGGUUUACACUAUCCCAAAAGCCGAACCUGACUUUGAGCCAGACUUCAGGGAUGAAAAAUUCUCAGUAACAAAGCCUGACGCUCACAGUGGGACACUGACAGUGAAGAAUUUGGUGCCAGGAGAUCAAGGCUUGUAUUUCUGUGCUGUCAGUAUUCACAGUGAUACAGCCACACUCAACACUCGUCUAACUGAUGGGGGGGAAGUCAAGCAGACCUCCAUACUCUGGAAAAACCAGGGUGAUAAUGUAUCUAUAGAAUGCAGUCAUACCUAUGGCAGUAGCUAUUACUAUAUGUACUGGUACAGACAGCUGCCUGGAGAACUAAUGAAACAAAUGGUGUUUACUACUCCAAACUCCCAACCUGACUUUGAACCAGACUUCAGGGAUGAAAAAUUCUCAGCCAUCAAGACUGACGCUCACAGUGGGACACUGAUAGUGAAGAAUUUGGUGCCAGGAGAUCAAGGCUUGUAUUUCUGUGCUGUUAGUAUGCACAGUGAUACAGCCACACUCAACACCCGUACAAAAACCUCAGAUCAUGAACUGUAG